AUGGAUCAAAAUGUAGAGAUAUCAUAUAAACUUGAAUUAUUAUAUUAUAUACUUGGUAUACUUUCAAGUAUAUUAUUUGGAAUACAAUAUUUACCACAGAUGUAUUUAAAUUUUAAAAGGAAAUCAGUACAGGGAUUUUCAUCAUCAGGUAUAAUCAUAAAAUUAGUUGGUGCAUCAUUCCUUUUUGUAAAUAGUUGGUUAACUGGUGAAUCAAUGCCAAUCGUAUUUUAUGGUUUAAUAAAUGUAUUUCAACAUACAAUUUUCAUGUUUCAAUUUUCAAUCUAUGAUACCAUCAAAGGUGCAACAAAAUAUUUACCUUGGAUUGGUUUCCCAAUAAUACCUUUUUUAAUUGGUUUACAAUAUCCAAAUACAAUGUUUAUUACAAAUUCAUUUAAACCGAUUACUCAAUUAUUAAGUCAUUUACCACAAGUAAUUUUAUGUUACCAAUCGAAAUCAACAACAGGAGUAUCAUUACCUUCACAAUAUUUAAAUUUUAUUGGAGGAAUUGCUGGUGUUUUAAGUAUGUAUAUUAAAAAUAAUAAUAAUAAUAAUAAUUUAAUAUAA
Molecule: messenger RNA, 564 nt
Organism: Dictyostelium discoideum AX4
Lineage: Eukaryota; Evosea; Eumycetozoa; Dictyosteliales; Dictyosteliaceae
Product: transmembrane protein
Exons: 2
Coding region: 1-564 (187 amino acids)
Cellular component (GO): membrane
Source: RefSeq, a predicted model, not a curated record